CCACGGGUGGGCUCGGCAUGGGGACUCUGGUGACACCGGGGACGCGGAGGGGCCAUGGGUGUCCUCGGGGCGCUGCUCGGGGCGGUUUUGGUGGCCGUGGCCGUCGCUGAGCCCGCCGGCUCCGCGGCCCCGCACGUCGUGGCCGAGGUGCUCUCGUGCCAGGCGGACGCUCCGUCCCUGGCGCUCUCGGUGACCCUGGACGGGCGCGGCCUCUCCUGGUUCCACUUCCCGAGCUCGCGCUGGAUCCCCGAGGCCGCGGAGCUGCGGGCCUGGCCCGAGGGGCUGGAGACGCCCGCGGAGCUCCUCGCGGAGACGCAGCUGUGCCGCGAAAUCCUGGGAAUCCUGGGCAAACAGCUCGCCGGGCUGCUGCCCCGGGCCAGGGGAACCCCGGUGGUCUCGGUGUUCCCGGCGCGUCCCCCAUCCCCAGGAGGUGCCACCACCCUGGUGUGCCUGGUGGAGAACAUCUCCCGAACCCCGGUGGUCUCGGUGUUCCCGGCGCGUCCCCCGUCCCCCGGAGGAACCCCGGUGGUCUCGGUGUUCCCGGCGUGUCCCCCAUCCCCAGGAGGAACCCCGGUGGUCUCGGUGUUCCCGGCGCGUCCCCCGUCCCCCGGAGGUGCCACCACCCUGGUGUGCCUGGUGGAGAACAUCUUCCCUCCCUCGCUGACCGUCUCCUGGGUGGCCGGGGCCGGGGUCGCUCGCGGGGUCACUUUGGGUCCCUUUGUCCCCAACCCCGACCUGACUUUCGUCCGAAUUUCCCGAAUUUCCGUCACCCCCCGGCCCGGGGACGUCGUCGCCUGCGUGGUCACCUCGGGCAAGGACAACGCCACCACCGUGGUGGCCUACUGGG
Molecule: messenger RNA, 847 nt
Organism: Camarhynchus parvulus
Lineage: Eukaryota; Metazoa; Chordata; Aves; Passeriformes; Thraupidae
Product: HLA class II histocompatibility antigen, DM alpha chain-like
Exons: 6
Biological process (GO): antigen processing and presentation of exogenous peptide antigen via MHC class II; immunoglobulin production involved in immunoglobulin-mediated immune response; peptide antigen assembly with MHC class II protein complex
Cellular component (GO): MHC class II protein complex; membrane
Molecular function (GO): MHC class II protein complex binding
Source: RefSeq, a predicted model, not a curated record